AUGGGGGUCGUUACCCCGUUGGGCAACACAGUUGACGAGCUGUGGCAGGCCUUGAUCGAAGGCCGCAGCGGUGUCGCCGCACUGCCGGAACGACAAGAGAAACAGCCGACGCAGAUCGGUGCGGCUGCCCACGAUUUUUCCGGCUCGAUUGGCGAUUUUGGCGAGCUGGACCCCACGCGGAAGAAGGCCAUUCGUAAGGGGCUGAAGGUGAUGUGCCGCGAAACCCAGAUGGGCGUGGCCGCUGCUCAGCGAGCGUUGACCGACGCGGGCCUGGCGGAGAACCCCUACGAGCCGGAACGCUCGGGUGUGGUUUUCGGUUCCGACUAUAUGCUGACCGAGCCGCACGACUUGAUCGAUGCGUUUCGCAAUUGUGUUACGAACGACGGCAAGUUCGACUUCGACAAAUGGGCCUCGGCGGGCAUGACCGAGAUGACCCCGCUGUGGUUGCUGCGAUAUCUACCGAACAUGCCGGGCUGCCAUAUUGCGAUCUAUAACGACUUGCGUGGUGCGAACAAUUCGCUGACGCUGCGAGAGAGCUCGGCCAAUCAGGCGAUUGGCGAGGCGAUGCGAACCAUUCAGCGCGGCAGCUCCGACAUGAUGGUCGCCGGCGCGACGGGUACUCGACUGCACCUGGUGCGUUGGGUGCAAACCGUGCUGCAAGAGGAGUUGGCCGACAGCGAGGAUCCACCGGCGGCGGCCCGUCCGUUCGAUCGCGAUCGCUGCGGGGCGGUGCUUGGCGAAGGAGCCGGGGUGCUGGUUUUGGAAGAAAAGUCGAAGGCUGAAGCCCGCGGUGCGAAGAUUCAUGCGGAAGUGAUCGGUUCGGGUUCUUCGGUAGUGGCUGGGGAACGCGGCGCGCCUAGCCGCGAAAAGGCACUCGCCACGGCGAUUCGUGCUGCCUUGGAAGAUGCGGGCAUUGAAGCGAGCGACGUGGGUCAUAUUCAUGCUCACGGAUUGAGUUCGCGAACUUGCGAUAUGGACGAAGCUCGGGCGAUUCAGGCGGUGUUUGGCCCGCCCGAGAAGCAGCCCCCGGUGACGGCCGCGAAGUCGUACUUUGGCAAUCUCGGGGCCGGCAGUGGCGCGGUGGAGUUGGCUGCGAGCAUUGCGGCGCUGAACCAAGAGAAGCUCUUCCCGAGCUUGAACUAUGAAACGCCCGAUCCCGAGUGUCCGGUAGCGGUCGCCGCCGGGCCGGGAGUUUCUCCGGGGCGGACGGCGUUGAAUCUCAAUGUCACUCAUCAGGGUCAGGCCAGCGCGGUGUUGGGGCCAGGGAUAGAGUGGCCCGACCUCUUUGCUAAACGGAAGAUCGGCAAGCAGUUCAGUGUGUUCUUGCCGAUGCAGCGGGACGUUUGCACCCUUGAUGGUGGUUCCCCGAACUCAAUAGCAGGCAGAUCGAUGGCGGACGUUGUCCUUCGGGGAGUCUCUCGUGUGUUUCCCGACGGCACGGUGGCGGUGGAUGCGGUCGAUCUGUCGAUUUCCGAUGGGCAAUUCAUGGUGCUGGUUGGCCCAAGUGGCUGCGGCAAGAGCACCACGCUGCGGAUGAUCGCCGGGCUCGAUCAAGCGACCGACGGCGAAAUCAGCAUCGGCGGGCGGGUGGUUAACUCGCUGCUGCCGAAAGACCGCGACAUCGCGAUGGUCUUUCAGAACUAUGCCCUGUACCCGCACAUGACGGUGCGGCAGAACCUCUCUUUCGCCCUGCGGCUUCGUCAGGGUGGGCUGCUCAAGCGGUUGUGGCAGCGGGUGGCCUCAUCGAAGUCUGGGAAUGAUGGUGUCUCGGCUAAGGAUAUCGAGCUGAAGGUUCGCACGGUGGCCGCGAAAUUGGGAAUCGAGCACUUGCUCGAGCGGCGGCCUCGCGAACUGUCUGGUGGCGAACGGCAGCGGGUGGCGCUGGGAAGGGCAUUGGUACGCGAGCCGGUGGCUUACCUGUUCGACGAGCCGCUUUCGAAUCUCGAUGCCCGACUGCGGCUGGAUAUGCGGCGGGAACUGAAGCAACUGCACAACGAAUUGGGUUCGACAAUGAUCUACGUGACGCACGAUCAGGUCGAGGCUCUCACGUUGGGCGACCAAAUCGCGGUGAUGCAGAGCGGCCGAAUUCAGCAGGUUGGCAGCCCGCAGGAAGUGUAUGAACGCCCACGAAACCGCUUUGUGGCGGGGUUUAUCGGUUCUCCUCCGAUGAAUUUUCUGGAAGCCGAAGUUCAGGGCGACGGAACUGAGGUGGCUUUUACGCAGUCUGAAGGCACAGUUGCGGUCGACAGGUUGGCCACAGAAAAGGUACAAAGAGGAGUUGGCGAUCGACUCGUGGUGGGAUUCCGCCCCGAAUCGGUGCAGGUUGUGAGGCCUUCAGCAGGCUCUGACGGGGGGGUGCCAGCCGUGGUAGCCCUGGUCGAGCCGCUGGGCGAUGCAACUAUUGUACAUGUGCAACUCGGGAAAAAGACCGACGGGCUGGGUGCGACCGUGAUGUGUAAGGUUGCCCCCGAAACGCGGUUCGACCCCGGCGAACGAGUUGAACUGAAGCUAGAUAGAAGUCGUAUUCAUUAUUUUGACCCCGAGACGGGCCAGAAUUUGGAGUACGCAGACGGAAACUGA
Messenger RNA from Cladocopium goreaui, 2580 nucleotides. The record is from the annotation of a GenBank genome assembly. NCBI's taxonomy places the organism in Eukaryota, Dinophyceae, Suessiales, Symbiodiniaceae.